Tachysurus vachellii is the source of this 5384-nucleotide messenger RNA. Its product is annotated as E3 ubiquitin-protein ligase TRIM62-like. Gene Ontology annotation, molecular function: protein binding; zinc ion binding. The record is from RefSeq and is a predicted model, not a curated record. The transcript has 7 exons. Lineage: Eukaryota; Metazoa; Chordata; Actinopteri; Siluriformes; Bagridae. Gene Ontology annotation, biological process: positive regulation of canonical NF-kappaB signal transduction; innate immune response. The coding region runs from base 298 to 1776 and encodes 492 amino acids.
GCACUGAGGCUCAGCUGAGCUGUGGGACGCGCGAGCGGCGUCUUUUAACUGAGAGAAAAUAAAGUUGGACGAAAUUAAUAAAAUAAGAGAAGGACAUUUUUGUGUGGACACCGGGAAAGGAGCGUGUUCGAGGCUGAGACGAAGCAGGACGACUCAGAGAUCAAUCCUAAAGAACACUGAGAAGUUCCAUUAAAACAAAAAACACAAAUUUGGUAAAACUUCAAAUCCAGAAAUCUCUGAUUCGCCAGACUCUUGGAUCUCUCUGCGAGUGUCACGUUUUCUGACGUCUCCCCGCACAUGCAAAUGGCGUGUUGUCUGAAGGACGAGCUGCUGUGUUCCAUCUGCCUGAGCAUUUAUCAAGACCCGGUGAGUUUUGGCUGCGAGCACUAUUUCUGCCGUAAGUGCAUCACGGAGCACUGGAGCAGGCAGGAGCACCACGGCACACGCGACUGCCCUGAGUGCAGGAGGACCUUCACCGACCCGCUGCUCUCGCCCAGCCUCAAGCUGUCCAACAUCGUGGAGAGGUAUUCGGCCUUCCCGCUCGACGCCAUCCUCAACGCCCAGAGGAACACGUACCCCUGCAAGGACCACGAGAAGGUCAAGCUGUUCUGCCUCAACGACAAGAGCCUGGUGUGCUUUUUCUGCGAUGAGCCUGCUUUACACGAGCAGCACCAGGUCACCACCAUUGACGAGGCUUAUGAGGAAAUACAGAGGGAGAUGAAGGAACAGCUGACGGCUCUGCAGGACAGCGAGAGAGGACACACAGAGGCUUUACAUCUGCUGCAGAGACAGCUCACUGAGACCAAGUCGUCAGCUAAAAGCCUGCGAGCUACGAUCGGCGAGGCGUUUGAGCGGCUGCACCGCUUCCUGCGCGAGAGGCAGAAGAGCAUGCUGGAGGAACUGGAGGCUGACACGGCUCGCACCCUGUCCGACAUCGAGCACAAGAUCCAGCGCUACAGCCAGCAGCUCCGCGACGUCAAGGAGGGCAUCCAGAUCCUUCAGGAGAAGCUCAGCGAACCCGGACGGCACGAGUUUCUGGAAGGAGUAGCGCUCACAGCCGAAAGAGAGCAAGUGAUUCGUGGAAGGUAUUGCUGGUGGAAGAUACCAAGAAUAAAAGGCAAAAUACACGAAACCAACCUUACCUACGAAGACUUUCCGACAUCUAAAUACAUGGGUCCGUUACAGUACACCAUCUGGAAGUCUCUGUUUCAGGAUAUCAAUCCAGUGCCUGCCGCUUUGACCCUGGACCCGCUGACAGCGCACCAGAGGCUGAUUCUGUCUGACGACUGCACCAUAGUGGCGUACGGUAACCUGCACCCACAGCCUCUGCAGGACUCACCACGCCGCUUUGAUGUUGAGGUGUCUGUACUGGGGGCAGAGGGCUUCUGCUCAGGAGUGCACUACUGGGAGGUGAUGGUCUCGGAGAAGACCCAGUGGAUGAUCGGCGUGGCCAACGAGACGGUCAGCCGCAAGGGCAGCAUCCAGAUCAGCCCGAGCCGUGGCUUCUACUGCAUCGUCAUGCAUGAUGGCAACCAGUACAGCGCCUGCACCGAGCCCUGGACCCGCCUCAAUGUCAAGAGCAAGCUGGAGAAAGUGGGCGUGUACCUAGACUACCCCAAAGGCCUGCUAGUCUUCUACAACGCCGACGACAUGUCCUGGCUCUACACGUACCGAGAGAAGUUCCCAGCAAAGCUGUUCCCGUACUUCAGCCCCGGACAGAGUCACGCUAACGGAAAGAACGUGCAGCCGUUACGGAUCAACACCGUGCGACUAUAAGCUGCUCUUCUGAUUCAACCUGAAGUCUUCAAAAGACCAGUAGUGUUUGGUUUUUGUUGUUUUGGUGCUUUAUUUUUAAGUUCUGGCUCAGAACAGCAGACGCGCUUUACAGCACCGUGACCUCAAAUAUUUUACAGUUCCAGUUUUCGGCAGUGCGGUGCGUCGGGAACGGCCGGGGAAUCCGUAUACUUUCUGAUGCGACGUUUCCUCUGUGGGCUUUUUGUACAUUCGGUAUUUCUGGUCAUUUGUAAUCGUGCCGUGGCUCUCUUGCUCUCCCAGCUGCUUCACACACACACACACGCACACACACACGCACGCACACACGCACGCACACGCACGCACACACGCACACACGCACACACGCACGCACACACACACACACACACACACACACACACACACACACACACACACACACACACUCCAUCUCAUAUCCUGUCAGCCUCCAGAGGCCAAGUGCUCACUCUCAGCCCUCUUCUGCUUGGAGAGAGGGAUAGAAAGCACGCGAGUGUGAGCGAGAGAUGGAGAGAGCGAGGGAGAGCACUUCUGUUGUAUCGGAGCUCAAAAUGUGAAAGGUGUUGCUUUUUAUUCAUUGUGCAGUCAUUUCUGUCAUGUUCUGUGGAAUGUCCUGUACUCAAGACCACUAUUCUUUAUUCUUUUCUCUUCUUUAUUUUAUCUUCUGCAUUUCCCUGUGAUUAAUGAGAUAAGAUUGUGUGUGUGUGUGUGUGUUUAAGGAUUUUAUUCUCUACCGUUCACCCCUGUGAUGAGGUAAUGAGAAUGGCACGUCUUCUGCUGCUCAGGUGACCUUUAUCCACGUCUGCGGUCUUUGCAGUCGGCCAGCGGUAAUUGCGGUGUCCGGGGGUGGGGGCGUGUGUGAGUUUGAGGCGAGUCUGUCUCUAACACUCGUAUUUUAUGUCCUGUUUGAGAUUCAGGACACAGCAGGAAGAACGAACUCACGUCACCUGGGCGUUAAGUAAAGAAUCAAACUCAUCAGAGUCAGUGCUACAACACAAGAGCGAAAUAUUUUGCCCACGCUGAAGUGUUUUAUUUCUCUUAUACCACAGCCUGCGAUAACAAUUCAACAAUUUAAUGUUGGGAAACAUUCGUUAUAGCAGCUGUUAACAGUUCACUUCACCAGCAUCUCAUUUUCUUCAGGUUUAGAAAAAAUGAGAAACCAAAAUAAUAAUAAUAAUAAUAAUAAUAAUAAUAAUAAUAAUAACAACCCAGUUUUUUAAUGUUACAGAAAAAAAAUCACAAUUUUCUGUUCUCUGAACCACAGACUUUCCUGUGGUGUGCGUUAAAAAAAAUAAAUAAAUACAUAAAAAAUAAAAAUCACCAUAUCAACGAUUUUAUUUUCCAAUGAAUUUUUGCUAUAUUGCAGUUUAUUUGUCUUAGUUUUCUUAGUUUUCUAUACAAGUCCCUAUGACCGAGCUGUUACUAUAGAAAUGAUAACCACUCAAAAGGCUGUGGUAUAAAACACGCCACGUCUGAGCGCACCGUCGGUGAUCGAGUGACUCCGCACUCUUCUUGUCCCGUUCACGUCGUUUAAAACGUUUAUUUCUAACGUUCCUUCAUUCCGAGCCAUGCUUUUAUUUUCCUGGACGUCUGACUGAGACGGUCAGCGUGUUGAAACAAGCGAGGGCUGUUACUGCGUCGGGCCAUCUGUCACCUCGAGCACGUUUAAGAGGCAGAAACGGUGCCGAGGCAGUCGCUUGAUUUUCACAAAUUCAAACUCGAUCCAUUCCAUGUAUAUUAAAAAAAAAGGUAAAAAUUCAAGGGCCAAACAUUUUAAUUUCUAUUGUUCAUGUAAAUAAUUAAUGUUUUUUUUUUGUCUCUUGUGGUGUGUUGAGUGAAGUCAGAGCUCAUAGAGUCUCACACACAUUGUUUUUUUCCUAAAGAACCCCGUUUACGAACGCACUUUGUUCCUUUGUCCCGAACCGUCGUCCUCACCACUGCAGCGUAAACGUUCGCUACGGAGAAAUUCUCCACGGCUUCGUUUUAUAAACCCUGCCUUCUUUUGUGUUAACGCUUCAGGGAGACUUUACAAUUUCUUUUUUUUUUUUAUUUGUGCCUUUGUUCCCACAACAGCAAUAAUAACACUUUCACGUAUCACAACGUAACAGGAACUAAAGGAACUAAAAAAAAGGUGCCCUGGACCAAAACCAAAAAAAAAAAAGAGUUGAUCAUCUGAACUUGUGAUGUUUAAAACGAGGCUUUCAUGCAAAACUUUAACUUUAUAUCUGAGACGUUUGACCGGCGAAUUCACACGAUGCCACGUGAACCAAAAGAAAGCCAAAUAUCAUGAAGUCCGACCUGAUAAAGAAACUGAGACGCUCCUGAAUAUCACGUACUGCUUUUUUUUUUUUUUUGCCCUGCACCUUAAUACUACAAUUUAUAAACAAGUAAUUUUCCGUCCUUUCACUUUUCCCUUUUUAACGAUUUCUUGUUAGUAAAGUCUGCACCUCUGAGGUGAGGUGAGCAAAGCACAAAACUCACUUUAAACUCUAAACUAUUAGUUCUAACUCCCCAGAUAAAAUUCAUGUUUUUUUUUCUUCUUCUUCUUUUUUAUUUAUAUUUAUGACGUGAGGACUCGAGGAUCCCGGAGGUUCCCCUGUGUUAAAGACAACAUAAAACACAGAUACGUUCACGGAUCCACGAGCGAUACUGUAUGUUUGAACACACGGGGCUUCGGUUUUUGUUUACCGGGAUUUGAUUGGCUUGUAAAAAGUACCCCUUCCUAAACAAGCACACUAGCAUGCACUCGAUUUUAGGACUGAGGAUGAUGACAGGAAAUCCACCCAACCCCAUAAGUAUUGGCACCAUGGUUAAAAAAAAUGAAGCCAUGAUUAAAAUGCCAAUGCUGUUGUUUGUGCUAAAAUUAUAGACAGAUUCAACAGAACAAGCGAUAACUCGAGUACACAAACACCCACCAUGUCGAUGUCCUCUGUAGCUAUCGGUUGUUCUACCAUAACUUAAAAAUACUAAAAAUAUUCCAGAAUCUGUCGCCGCACGUUAGUGGAAAGUUCCAUGUCCAGGAAAAGAUUUGUACAAAUUGUUAAUCCGCUGACCAAGACCACGAGUCUAGAGGAUUAAAUAGAUCUAAAUGCGUUUCUUUGACGCUAAUGAGCAUUAAUUAUUGGCACCCUCUGUGCUGAUGAAGACCAAAUGUAAGUGUUUUGCCACCGCUCUUUUUAUUUUAAUUCCUUGUUCCAUGUAUUUUGUAUCUUGUAUCUCUGAACACUUGGGUUAUUUAUGUGUGUGAGUGUGUGUUUGCUCUAUUUGUGUUGAAAGGUUUGGUGUAGCACUGAGCAUUAUGGGAUGUAUAAUUCAGCACAUGUGGAACAGCUGUGUGUACAGUUCAUUAGGGCUUCGUAUGUCGGUGCUCGUUACUCAGGCCAUGAGGUCGGGUGGGUUUUUUUUUGGGAAGCGUGUGAGACAUCAUUCAUUUUACAAUGUUUACUCUGAUGGUGAUGAUGAAUGUGACGAACGUGUGUCCGGAUGACUGACGCUUUGCACCCGUCGUUGUGUAAACGCACUGUGGUGUGCUCUCGCUGCUGGACCUUCAUGAAAAGAUGUUUUACUCUACGAAUAAAGAUCGGUGAAACCAG